Colletotrichum karsti is the source of this 420-nucleotide messenger RNA. RefSeq names its product prefoldin subunit 4. The transcript is spliced from 4 exons. NCBI's taxonomy places the organism in Eukaryota, Fungi, Ascomycota, Sordariomycetes, Glomerellales, Glomerellaceae. The record is from RefSeq and is a predicted model, not a curated record. Gene Ontology annotation, biological process: protein folding. The coding region runs from base 1 to 420 and encodes 139 amino acids. Gene Ontology annotation, cellular component: cytoplasm; prefoldin complex.
AUGUUGUCAAGGCGCAUGGUAAGUUUUCUCAGCAAGGCCGACGAGGAGGCCAUGGGGGACGAGGUCGAGGUCAGGAGAGAAGACCAGGACAAGAUCAACAAGUUCAGCCGUCUGCACUCUCGCGAGCUCGGCAUCGAGGAUGAACUGAAGAACAAGAACAAGGAGAAGGAGGAGCUCGAAGACCUCAGCACAGAACUAGAGCUCGCCGACGAGGACGAGACUGUACCAUACAAGAUCGGCGACGCAUACUUCCACGUCCCGCAACCCCAGGCAAUAGAGAUGCUGGAGAAGGCUUCGUCCAAGAUCGAAGAGGAUGUCGAGGAGUUGGAAUCCAAGCUGGAAACGAUCAAGGAGGAAAUGACCCAACUCAAGGUCGAGCUGUACGCCAGGUUCGGAAAGAGCAUCAACCUCGAGACAUGA